Molecule: messenger RNA, 3750 nt
Organism: Lymnaea stagnalis (great pond snail)
Lineage: Eukaryota; Metazoa; Mollusca; Gastropoda; Lymnaeidae
Source: the annotation of a GenBank genome assembly
ACGUCAGUGUUCAGCAACCUUGUGGGCCUACACGUCAUUUACAUCAUUGAAUAUGAAGACCUUUGGAGUGUUCGUCUGCUUGUUUGGUCAGUUCUUCGUAGACGUUUAAAACAUUUUUAUCAAAGUUACAAUAGUGUAGUCUUGUAGUAGGUAUAGAUUUUAUUUUAAAUACUAUUUACAAGUUGUGAAGGGAAGUUAGGUGAAAACAAAAGAAAAUGGGCGAAAAAAAGAGGAUGGACAAACAUGAAAAAAGGGACGCAACAACUAAAAAAAAAAUAUGUCUCUGCAAGAAGCCUUCUUCAGCGAAUAAACAACAGUAAAAAGAAUUCUAAAUAAAAUAAUAAACACUUGGCUGUGAUGUAGUAUCUGAGAGGAGAGCAAGAAAAAAGAUCGCCAUGGUAAAAAUUAAUUGAAAAAAAUAAAACAAGGAAUCCCAAUAAUCAAGUGAAAAGUGCAUGUCAGUUUUUUCCGUAAGAUUUGAUUAAAUUGCUAUUUUUAUUUAUUAUCAAACAACAAUGAUGAGAUCUUAUGAAAAGGUAAGGGCUAACACAUGCUGAUACACAUUUAAUUUGAGCCCGGUCUUAAAUGCUGGACCGAAAUGAUUGGAUGUUUCAGACGGAGUUUGCGGGUAUUACUCAGUAAUGACACAAUUCCAUUCAUGACUAGCGUUUCAAAAUGAACAGAGACAUAUGGUCUGGUUAACAGCAACAUUUCUGACACCAUUAAACUGCUUCUUAAGAGCAAUAACUCACAUCUUCUAACAUCUUGUUUAGCGCAAAGUUUAUGACAUCAUUAAACAUCUUGUUAAGAGAAAUAUCUCAAAUCGUAAAAACAUUUUUGUUGUGCAGCCAUGGUUUUGGCGGAGGACGACCUGGACAAGAGGAUUGUCAACGGUGAGAAAGCCGAGCUGUACGCCUGGCCACACCAGGUUUCACUUCAGUUGUACCAGGCACCCUAUGGCUGGUAUCACAUUUGUGGCGCUGUUCUCAUUGGACCAAACAAGGUGAGUGAUGUUCCAGGUCUUUUAAAAAUUAGAUUUACAAAAUCAAUCUAAAUUUUUUAUAACAAUUUGGAAAUACAACACAACACAAUAAAAAAAAGCACAAAGUAUUUUUAUACUGUAAUUCAGUUAAAACAAUUUUUUUUUUCAUUUUGAAUUUUGAUCCCCCCCCCCCCCAACAAAUUUUCUUUUGUGAUUUAAAAAUGUAGUUCACAUUUCCAUUGUGGGGGCAUCUAAUAAAAAAUUGCUUAUUUUAUCGAUAAUAGGUUUUAGAUAAUUAAACAUUUCUUUUGGGUGGUGACUAAUAAAGGGAUGUGACCGUAUCAACAAUUUCAAUUUAUCAAUUCUGCACAUUUCAAGCUCCAGACCGAUCUGAAUGUUUUUAAUUCAUUGUUAGUUUCAUUUUCAAUCUUUAAAAAUAUUUAUCUGGACUGGUGACGUAACACACUUGUUCUUUGUUCUAUUUUCAUGUGUGUCAUAGUUUAGAAUGCCUAAGUCUGUCUAGUUACAUGACCGGUUCGUAACUCAUGUAUAUCUGACCUUGGUAGAGAUUUCCACUAUUUAAGUCUAACUCCGAAAAAAAAAUCAUUCAACGUUAGAAGACUCAUUCGUCUGAUGUUUUCUGUUUAACUAAAAACAAAUGUUCAAAAGAUCCUUAUCUAAAACGCCACCAUUUGAACACAGGUCCUGACGGCUGCUCACUGCAUCGAUGGGCAGCAGGCCCGUAACCUGCGCGUGGAGGUCGGAGUCUUGAAUCUCUACGAUCCUCCCAACGCCUACGAGCAGACCGUCUCUGUGUCUUCCAUCAUCAUGCACCCCCAGUACAACGGGAACGCCAACGGCUAUCCCAACGACAUUGGGAUCAUCUACCUGAGCGGUCCAGUCACAUACAACAAGAACGUGCAGGUAUGUCAACGAGAAUCUAUUGCCAACUCAAUGUUGACUCAUAUUAUUGUAGAAACUUUCAAAACACAAGCAUUGAAAUAUUUAUAUCUAUAGAUGUUCAUCUGAAAACAACACAAUAUAAACUGAAUUUACUCCCAACUUUACAACCUCAUUUGAACGUUUCAUUCAGCUCAUUCAGGUAUUUCAAAUAUAGCGUUAGAGAACGACUGAAAGAAUUUUCUGGUUCCGGUCGAAACCGUAACGAAACCGUAAGUUAAAUAUGACUUUCGGUCAAAACUGAAAAUAAACCGAGAGAUAACUUUUCUGUUUCAUCCGAAAACGAAAAUACGCUGAAAGAGAUCAUAUGGCAAUUUUCGGCGACGAACCUAAAACCGAAAUUCGGUCAACCUCUAGAAAAAAAAAUAUUUGAAAUCCUUAGACCCAGUAAAGUUCUCAAGAGUAAAAUAAUGACAUUUCCCACCCCCCCCCCCAUGCACUUUUUUCCAGCCCGCUGCAUUGGCUCCACAAGGUUCCAGUUUUGCCAACAUAAAACCGAAAUUCGGUCAACCUCUAGAAAAAAAAAUAUUUUAAAACCUUAGACCCCGUAAAGUUCUCAAGAGUAAAAUAAUGACAUUUCCCCCCCCCCCCCCCAUGCACUUUUUUCCAGCCCGCUGCAUUGGCUCCACAAGGUUCCAGUUUUGCCAACAGACAGUGCGUCAUCACUGGAUGGGGUCGUACCGUCGGAGGUGGAAGUGGGGCAUCUCACCUGAAACAGGCUUACAUCACCAAGAUCACAACCGCACAAUGCAGAUCUUACUGGGGUGCCUCUGUCACUGACAAACACAUCUGUGUCUUCGAGGCUUCCGGUAGGUGGCUUGAUGAGCUAUAUGUUAACAAAAUGCACUGUGUAGGAAUAUACGUGAAGAUUUUCACCGUAAAUAUGGUUUUCAUUUUUAGAAGUAAAAUAUAGUUUCUAUUUGUCAACAGUUUCAAAAUGAUUUUUAUCUCAAAUAAAUUUAUUGAUAUACUUUAAUAACAAUUUAGAUGCAUAUUCUCGCUUCACUGUCUGUUAUCUUUGCACAAAUAUUUGUUGAUAUGGUGAUUCGCGUUUCUGUAUUGCUGUCAGACAAAAAUUGCAUUUUCACCAGUGAGGCUACCUUGGGCCAAUCACUGUUUAGUGGAAACCUCGGAAAGAUAAUGUGUAGCUCUUGUCAUUAAAUGAUGUCUCAAAGCUUACAUGAUUUCUUGCACAGACCCAGCCGGUACUCGUCCAAGUGCUUGCAAUGGUGACAGUGGUGGCCCAAUGAUGUGUGGCAACAACUACGGUCUUCUCGCUGGUGUCACCUCCUGGGGUGUCAGCUCUUGCAGCGGUAGGUUUGAUUGUUUCAAAACUAUUACAGUUAUGUAAUAAAGUAAUAAAGAGUAAUAAAGAAAGUUCAAUGUAACAUAAUAUCUAAAAAAUGCCUAAAAUAAUCGAAAAAAUUAUUAAACUGACGAAUACAACAUAGAUGCAAAAAAUAAUAAUAAUAAUAAUCGAUGUCGUCACCUCCCUGGGGGUCAUCUCUUGUAAUUACGAGUGUAAUUUUGUAUAUCUAAGUACAUAAAAUCAAUAUAUCACGUGAUCGCCUUUUAUUUUUAUCAUUGUUGAGUAACCUAAUAAUUUCCCUUUGUUCCCAUAGGUGACUAUCCAAGUGUAUACACUCGUGUGUCCGAGUAUCUGGAUUGGAUCAACUCCCGUUAAUUCCAAAAUGUGGAUACAUGAUAAGAGUGGCUACAUGAUAAGAGUGGAUACAUGAUGGUCUAUCACAAUCAUUGUUGACAUUUGUUCUGUACUUUCAGUGCCAAAUAAAAAAAAUAUUUAUAAA